GCCUCUGGAAAGGAGACAUUUCGGACAACGGCAGUUACUCCACAGUUUGAACAAAACAUAAAUUAUGUGGACUUCAUUCAUUUAAACAUUUUAGAAAAGAAAGUUCUUAAUAAUUCUGUGGUUUCAGUUCAGUAUUUAUGUUCUAAGCCUUGUAUCAUCAACUUGGAAGCUGUAGCUUCCUCUGAGUUCAGGACUGGUGUACCAGUGUAUAGAAGGAGAUGGAAGGAUGAGAAGAACCUUUAUGUUAGCAGAACUCGACAAGUACAUUUGAAAUUUCCAAGCGUCAUGGUUUACAGAGAUGAUUAUAUCAUCAGAAACUCAAUAAUAGUGCACAGUGUGAUAUUAUAUGCAUGGAUUAGUCACAAAUCAGUUAGUGGCUAUGAUGUGGAGCAGAAUGAAGACUACCAGGAUGCAGUUGCCAAGAAUUACACGUUUUUGGAAGCAGUUCCCCCUUUUGAGCGCCCAUAUAAGGACCACAAACUUUGUCUUCAGUGGGGUGCUGACUAUUUAUGGAUGCUCCAGGCAAACAGGAUACCUCAGUGCCCUCAUGAAAGUGAUGAUGUCCAGAUUCUCCACUUUAUAUAUGCUUCCAGUGGGGAGAAAACAGGAAUCGUGAAGAAAUUUGAACAAUUUGAAAACAGAGAACUUGAGACAGUCAGACAACAUCAGAUUGAUUAUCCCAUGUUCACCGUUUCAAUCUGGCUGUAUUUACUCCAUCACUGUGAAAAGGAUCUAUGUGGUAUACUCUAUUUUAUUGAUCCAAAAGAAAUGUAUAGUACUCCUGCUGUAUUUCUAAAUGAGGAAGGUUAUGUGCAUAUACAGGUGCACCUCAUGAGAGGAGAUGACCUUGCAGUGAAAACUAGCUUCAGCCUUCCUCUGAGGCAGUGGUUUCGACUGGAUCUCUCUUUCAAGGGUGGACAGAUAGAAGCAAGCAGUGUUGGGAAGAAUUUGAAAAUACAUCAUCAUCAGUCUUUUAAUUUUAGGGAAGAUUUUUAUUAUGAUGACACUGCUGGAUACUUUGUUCUUGGAGGCAGCGGGUAUGUAAAUGGUAUUGAAGGAUUCUUUGGACCUGUGAAAUAUUAUCGUCUCAAGGUGCUGGAAACAGAACAGAUUUCUAACCCUCUUCAUGACAAAGAAACAAUGGAACAAAUUGAACUCUACUAUGAGAGAUGUAUGGACAUUCAAGAACUAGUUUAUGAGUACAGAUAUAUUGUAAGGCAAGGCGAAAAAGUGCAAAGAAAUUGUUACUAUGAAAACUAUUAUUUGGAGCUGAUGCACAAAUAUGGAGAAAAAUCCAAAUGUGAUGCCUUCACGUGGGGAAAAGAGCUCAAGGAGAAGUACCACACUUUGUUCAAACUGUUACAAGAGAUGGAUUUCAGUGUUUCAGAUGAAGAUGGAAGUGAUGCAGUUCUAGAAGUUGGCCAGAGGAUAUUUGAGAAGGUUGCAAAGGGUCUGUCCAGCGCUGAUGGCCUCAGCAAUAUGGGCUACUUUGUCCCUCUCUUGGUGGAUUCCAGUUGUUGUGGAUACCAUAAGGCUUCCUAUUUCCUUGCAGUUAUAUUUGAAACAGGGCUUGGUGUGUCUUUGGAUCGUACAAAGGGACUGCUGUACAGUUUGGUUGGUGCUCAGGGAAACGAGAGACUUGCUGCGAUGAAUCUUGGCUAUAAACAUUACCAAGGCAUUAAUAAUUAUCCACUUGAUUUGGAGCUGUCAUAUGCUUAUUACAGUAAUAUUGCAAUAAAGACAUCAUUGGAUCAACACACUAUAAAAGGGGAACAGGCAUUUGUUGAAACUAUAAGGCUGAUGGAUGAUGAACUGCUAAAAGCCCAAACAAAAGAAAAUGGUGAUGUCUUUAUGUGGCUAAAACAUGAAGCAACAAGAGGAAAUGCAGCUGCACAGCAACGAUUGGCUCAGAUGCUGUUUUGGGGCCAACAAGGAGUAGCAAAAAAUCCUGAAGCUGCAAUAGAAUGGUAUGCAAAGGGUGCAAUAGAAACAGAAGAUCCAGUGUUAAUAUAUGAUUAUGCCAUUGUGUUAUUUAAGGGCCAAGGUGUGAAGAAGAAUACAAAACUUGCUUUGGAACUGAUGAAGAAAGCAGCAGCCAAGGGCUUGCCCCAGGCAGUGAAUGGAUUGGGAUGGUAUUACCACAAUUUUAAAAGAGACUACAGAAAAGCAGCUGAACACUGGUUAAUUGCUGAAGAAUUGGGAAAUCCAGAUGCGUCAUACAACCUCGGAGUCCUUUAUUUAGAUGGGAUCUACCCUGGAGUAGCUGGUAGAAAUCAAACAGUUGCUGCACGCUACUUCUAUAAGGCUGCCCAAGGAGGACACAUAGAAGGGACUUUACGAUGCUCUCUGUACUACAUCACAGGAAAUAUGGAAGACUUCCCCAGAGAUCCAGAAAAAGCUGUAAUCUGGGCAAAACACGUUGCAGAGAAGAACGGCUACUUAGGUCAUGUCAUCAGAAAAGCUCUCAAUGCUUAUCUGGAACUUUCAUGGCAUGAAGCUUUGCUGCAUUACGUUUUAGCAGCUGAAACUGGGAUUGAAGUGUCACAGUCAAAUUUAGCACACAUCUGUGAAGAAAGACCAGACCUAGCAAGGAAAUACUUAGCAACUGAUUGUGUUUGGAGAUACUACAAUUUCUCUGUUUCUCAAGUCAGUGCACCAUCAUUUGCUUAUUUGAAGAUGGGUGAUUUCUACUACUAUGGUUACCAGAACCACUCUAAAGACCUUGAGCUCUCAAUGCGGAUGUAUGCACAAGCUGCAUUAGAGGGAGAUUCCCAGGGUUUCUUUAAUUUGGCCCUUGUCAUAGAAGAGGGCAACUCCAUACCUUCCUACAUCCUGGAUCACCUGGAAAUUGAUCGGGCAUUGCAUUCUAGUAAUACAUCCCUUCUUCAGGAACUCUAUUACAGGUGCUGGAAUACUAGUAACCAGGAAUCAAUUAGUCCGUGCUCAUUAGCAUUGCUUUAUUUUUACACGAGAGUUUUCUGGAACAAUAUUGUACAGUCUACUCUGAUCUACUUCAUGGGAACCCUUCUUUUGUCAAUUCUGGUUGCAUUUGCAGUGCAGUAUUUUCAGCCUUUAUCUGCCCGUAGUUCUCCUGGAAGAAGAUCAGGACCAUUGUCAGAUGAACCUCUUUCCUCAGGGAACAGCAACGAGAACUCUACCAGACUAGUGCAGCAAGAUGAAUCUACGUUUUCAAACGAUUUAGCACAGCAGGACUUAGACCCUCAGAAUCCUCUUGUUACAAGCUGA
Molecule: messenger RNA, 3246 nt
Organism: Merops nubicus (carmine bee-eater)
Lineage: Eukaryota; Metazoa; Chordata; Aves; Coraciiformes; Meropidae
Gene: SEL1L3
Product: sel-1 suppressor of lin-12-like 3 (C. elegans)
Exons: 23
Coding region: 286-3246 (986 amino acids)
Molecular function (GO): protein binding
Source: RefSeq, a predicted model, not a curated record